Messenger RNA from Helianthus annuus (common sunflower), 723 nucleotides. Its product is annotated as HMG1/2-like protein. The record is from RefSeq and is a predicted model, not a curated record. NCBI's taxonomy places the organism in Eukaryota, Viridiplantae, Streptophyta, Magnoliopsida, Asterales, Asteraceae. The transcript has 8 exons. The coding region runs from base 93 to 500 and encodes 135 amino acids.
AAAUCAAAAUAUCUGUGGCAUCCGUUUUCACCACAUAACAUUAACUCCCCAUUGUAAACCCUAACCCUAACCCCCCUCCCUGCGAUCGAAUCAUGAAAGGAGGCAAAUCAACCGGUGCUCAGAAGAAAUCGAACGCCAAGCUGGCUGUGAAGAAGGGGAAACCUGCGAAGGAUCCGAACAAGCCAAAGAGACCGGCUAGUGCAUUCUUCGUGUUUAUGGAGGAGUUUAGGAAGCAGUUUAAAGCCGAGAAUCCUGACAACAAAUCUGUUGCUGCUGUUGGUAAAGCUGGUGGGGUAAAAUGGAAAGCCAUGUCUACUUCUGAAAAGGCACCUUAUGUAGCCAAAGCUGAGAAAAGGAAGGCUGAGUAUGAGAAGACCAUGGUAGCAUACAACAAAAAGCAGGCUUCGGGUGGUAAAGAUGAGGAUGAUGAUUCUGACAAAUCCAAGUCUGAGGUUAACAACGAGGAGGACAGUGAUGAUGAGGAGGAAGAUGAUGACUAAUUUAGAAAAUCAGAAAAAGGGUGCUUGUUUUGUUGACGGUUUGAACAGUUACUACGCUUUGUACUUUUUUAUAUUACUGUUAGUCUGGAUUUAGAUCUCUGAGUGAUGGCCAUGUCUGCACUCGUAUUCUGGUAACAAAUCGUAUGAUAUGAAUAGCAGAAGGAAGUUAUGUUUGUUUUCACAUAUUCUAAGUUUUGUUUAGUUGGAUCUUUUCUGUUUACUA